AUGAGGAACGGUCUGCCCAUUCGGGAGCUCUCUUCCGUAGGCUUCUGCGAAAAUCUUAUUCUCCGGUUCAUGGACACCGACGAUAUCGACAACAUGUUGAUUCGUCAACUAUCAUGUUUAGGAACCAGCGAUAAGGAGGUGCUGGUGAAGCAAUUCCAAAGCAUUUUGGGAGAUGUAAGCCUGUCUCCGGAAUUGUGUGCUUUCUUUUUGGAUAUGACAAACUGGAAUCUCCAAGAUGCUGUAGGUGCUUACUAUGAUCAUGGACAUACAAACAACGUCGGUGAAAUUGGUUUUGACUUACCUUUACUGAAUAUGCAACUCGUAAGGGACGUAACGAUUGGUGAGGGCGAAUCCGUACCUCCUAAAACUCGUUUCGUAAAAUCAUGGCGUGUUAAGAACAAUGGCGGGGUCCAUUGGCCGCAGGGAACAGCUUUGUGCUUUGUUGAAGGAACACCACUAUCGUCUGAAAUGAGAGUGCCGGUUGCCAGCCUUGGUCCUGGAGGUGAAGCCGAAUUAACAGUGGAAAUGAUUAGUCCUUCGAUGCCAGGGAUUUAUCAGAGUCGUUGGCAGCUCAACACACCACAGAGCGUUCCAUUUGGAGAAGCGAUAUGGUGCAUAAUUGCUGUCGACAACAAUGGUAUCUUGGAUAUAACACAACAAUUGGCAAGUGCUCCAUUGGGCAGAAUUAGCUCGCCAACUGGUCAUAAUCCAUUUAUGAGAUCGUCUCCUGAUGAAAUGAUCACUGCAUCGUGUGCCGAGCACUCGUUUUCUUUCAGCUUCGGCAAUUUUUUUUGA
Molecule: messenger RNA, 795 nt
Organism: Ostertagia ostertagi
Lineage: Eukaryota; Metazoa; Nematoda; Chromadorea; Rhabditida; Trichostrongylidae
Source: the annotation of a GenBank genome assembly